UCAAACACAGCGGUCUCCCUCGUAUGGCCAGGGUAUCAUGGGCAGUGUCCAUGCUGUUACUGCUGAUGCUCUGCUCUCCAGGGGGGUCUUCGGUCCCCCUCAGGCAUCUGUGUGGUUCCCACCUGGUGGACGCACUCUACUUUGUGUGUGGAGAAAGAGGCUUUUUCUACAAUCCGAGCCGGACCCACAAGCGUGAUGUGGAACAUCUGCUCGGGUUCCUGUCUAAAAGGGCCAGACAGGACCAGCGACUGUGGAGGGCUUUGUCGGGCCGCGACGAGCCUAAAGUGAAGAGAGGGAUCGUGGAACAGUGCUGCCACAAGCCGUGCAGCAUUUACCACCUGGAGGGCUACUGCGACUGACUCGCCACUUCAGGAGCACCACUCAUAGCCUGUAAAAAGGUCCCGAAGUCAAUUUCUGGCCUGAUACUUGCUGGCUAUGUCUUAUCAACUGAAGGAAAUAAAGCUU
Molecule: messenger RNA, 465 nt
Organism: Neolamprologus brichardi
Lineage: Eukaryota; Metazoa; Chordata; Actinopteri; Cichliformes; Cichlidae
Gene: insb
Product: preproinsulin b
Cellular component (GO): extracellular region
Molecular function (GO): hormone activity
Source: RefSeq, a predicted model, not a curated record